GGGGUAACAGACAAGCAAAACUUUCAUUUUGCCAUCCAAUGUUUUCAAUAAAUCAAUGCUUAUGUAUAAAAAUAACAUUCUAAGAUUUCGCCUGAUAAGUUAUGAUUGUUCAAGGUGAUACAUAUCAAGUCCACUGAAGUGCAGACACAAUACUAUAGAAUACACACCCAAUACAGCUAUGGACUUGGAUGUGAUGUUCAGUGAUUUCCAUCAUCAUCUCAAAGAGGUGAUUCAACAAGAACCAACACAUUCUGAUGCAAUAUUGAGCAAAGAAGAUGUCAACUGUUUGUUAUCUGAGGACAGUGUCCAGUCUGUUAGCGUUGAAUACAAAGGUAUAACUGGCUAUCCAACCCAUCCUCUGUACAAGAGGAUAGGAGAUGUCUUUUUGAGCUGGAUAAAAACUGGGCACUGUCCAUUGUUAGACCUACGAGACUAUGAUUUGCUAGAUGAGAAGCUGUAUAAAGAAAACAGGGCUGGAACCAUAUGCACGAUUAACCCACAAUUGGAGGGUUUCAUAUCUCUGUGGGACUUCUGGGUGGAUGGUGAAAAGCAAUACAAGAUCAGGGAGAUAUUUAAGCUAUUGGGAAAGAGAGGCCUCUUAGAAAUGCUUGGUUUAAGAAAGACUGUGGGAACUGUAGACAGCUGGCCCCCUCCCAGAAGUUUACUUGAACAGACUUUUCAAGAUAAACACAAGGAGAAUGUGGGUCUAACAGUGGGUGCACGUGCACUGGCAAAGCAUGGUCACCGAGACAUGUCAGCAACCUGGUGGGGACUGUCUACAGGGAAUGAAGCAGCCAAGAAUCAGCAUGCAUACAGGAAGAUGACAGAAAUCUUGGACAAUGCAACCUGGAUAAACAUUCAUCAGCUUCCACAUGAUAUUCAUAUCAUAGAAUGCCGUAUGUGUGAAGGCUACGGAGUAAGAUGGACUAAAGAUGGCAGUUCUUUCAGGGGGUUUCUAGAGCCCCAAAUGGAAGAUGGACAUGAUGUCGGGUGGAGACAUUGA
Molecule: messenger RNA, 1003 nt
Organism: Owenia fusiformis
Lineage: Eukaryota; Metazoa; Annelida; Polychaeta; Sabellida; Oweniidae
Source: the annotation of a GenBank genome assembly